AUGGCUACCCGACAGCGUGAUGUCAUCCAACUCGUCUCCUCCGAGUGCAACUCCUUCGCCGAGCGCUUCUUCUCGGAGCAUCGCCGCUUCUUCGAAGACCUUGCCAGUGGUGAGGCCGGAGCUGGAGAGCAGAAGGCUGAAUGGUAUGAGAUCUACAAGAGGUUCGAGGCAGAGUCAGAGUUGACCAUGCAGAAUGCUUUAAUGCUUUGGGGUGCUGUGCAAGCCAAAACCUUUGAGCGAGAGUUCAUCGAGGCGGCGAUGCAGUCUGAUGCUCUCAAUGACUACUUGUCCCUGACAGACUACCCCAUGUUCAUCAAGCGCAUGUGGCGUGAGGUUCAAGCCAAGCGCGAAAGAGAUGCUAAGAUGGGCGAGGACAUGGUGGCCUCACCGAAGUAUCGAAAGCCUUCCAAACGGCCGAUUACACCCAUGGAGGACACCGUCGUUAAGGACCGCCUGUCUCAACUGGACCAACGCCUUCUGGAGAUUGAGCACGAGCGCAAUGCCCUGCUCCUGGAGCGCCGCCACUUGGUUGGCCGCGAUGUUGAGCCGGACACGAGCGAGAGCCUCAAGCGCGAGAUCAACCUUCAGCGGUAUCGGGAGGAAGUUGGCUUGGACUAA
Messenger RNA from Symbiodinium sp. CCMP2456, 618 nucleotides. The record is from the annotation of a GenBank genome assembly. Lineage: Eukaryota; Dinophyceae; Suessiales; Symbiodiniaceae.